Messenger RNA from Anneissia japonica, 2872 nucleotides. RefSeq lists its product as uncharacterized. The record is from RefSeq and is a predicted model, not a curated record. Lineage: Eukaryota; Metazoa; Echinodermata; Crinoidea; Comatulida; Comatulidae. The transcript is spliced from 2 exons. The coding region runs from base 632 to 1381 and encodes 249 amino acids.
UUCUGCAAUGAGAUUUUCGGGUCGAUUCAGCCGAGACGGCCCGUGUGGAGUUUCAUGUAAAUGUUUCGUACGGGAAAAAAAAAUCGCCACCAGGCAAGUCAGGUAAAAUCCCGCAUUAGUGUACACCCGCCUGCUCCGCUGCAGUUAGAAAACAGUAAUAAUGCAGAAGAGUGGAAGCUAUUUAAGCAGUUAUACAGUAACUACGAGAUUAUCUCCGGGUUACAAAAUGAACCUCCAGAGUUUCAGUUAGCAGUGUUCCUCAAUACCAUAGGAAGAAAAGCCAUCAAAAUCUAUAAUACCUUUAACCUCGGUGAAGCACCACCCGUCAGUGAGGUGAUUGUUAGGUUCGAUUCACACUUUUUAGAGACAAUCAGUAUCAGUGUCACAUAUGAGCGCUAUAAGUUCAAUAAACGGGAGCAACGAACGGACGAAGUGAUUGAUACAUAUGCCACCACACAUAAAGAGCUAAGUCAUGUGACUUUGGUCCAUUGGAAGAUGACUUAAUUCGAGAAAAAUAAUCGUCGGUAUUAGAUGUGAUAGAACGAGAAAACAACUCCUAGAGCAAAAUAAUUUAACAUUGAACGAUGCAGUUAAUUAAACAUGUAGGUUAAAUGAGAGUACAGAAUCAAGGAUGAAGUCCAUGGCAGUCAAGGAUACAAUUAACAAAGUUAACACUGACGGUAAAAGUGGUAAAUGUCACACCAAGACUCCAGAUAAGAAACUUAGAUCCUGCAAAUUUUGUGGUAAAUCACACAUAUGGGAUAGAACCAAGUGUCCUGCUUUUGGGAAAAAGUGUUCGAAGUGUGGGAAACUCAACCACUUCGCCAGCAAGUGUAAAAUGCGUCGGGUCAAGGGUAAAACUGUUGCUUAUGUCCAUGAGUCUCAUGUAGACGAGUCAAGUGAUGACAGUGAAUGGAUCGGUAAGGUAGAAGAUGAGCAGCAGAAUGAUUUAAAAUGUAAGAUGAAAAUUAACAACCAGGUCAUAGUAUUUAACAUAGACACAGGAGCUACAGUGAACACCAUUCCAGUUCGAUAUGCAUCAAACCUGAGACGUGAGGAGAAAACGUUAACAAUGUGGGACGGGUCGCAACUCAAAACUUAUGGUGUCACCAAGGAAGUUGUAUAUAAUCCAGCCAAUGGCAAAUAUCAUGACCUUCAAUUUGUAGUUACCAAAAAUGAUAGAAUCCCAUUAAUUGGUUACCAAGACCUAAAAAGGCUCAGCCUGAUUCAUGUCAACGAGCACAACAUAGAACGAGUAGCACUCGUUCAAUUGGAGGAUUUUCAAUUGGUAUUUAAUAAGACUUCCAUUGGCAACCUCCCAGGAACAGUAGCUCUCGUCGCCAACGCUGAAGUGAAACCUGUUAUAAUGCCUACUAGAUGAGUACCGGUAGCGGUAAAGCCGAAAUUGAAAGCAGAGCUGCAUAGAUUAGAAACACUUGGUGUAAUUUCUAAAGUAUCACAACCUACUGAGUGGGUUAAUGCCAUAGUGGUUAUUCCUAAAAAGUCUGGGGACACUGGUGUCACAUUAGAACUUAUAUUUUUCCCUACCAUAUGCGUGUUGCCCUAAUAUUUAAAUAAUAUGCUAAUCCACUUAGUGAAUAACAAGUUGUUAGUCAUUGACAAAAAGGUGAUUGUAUUGUUACUAAAUUUGCAUAAAGCGUUAAUCCGUUGCCAGCCGGUCAUAUAAAAUGACUAGCGCGAGUUUUCGAAUUACUCUCAAAUUUACUAUCAUACGAUUGAGUCAACCCACAGCCAAUUCUGUGAGGUUCAUGAGACGAGCAGUUUUAUUGUAAGCUUAUCAUGGGGCGCAGUGUGCAUUGGACGCACGAUACUGUAUAAGCCUGGCCUUUGUGAAUUUAUACACAGUUGGUAGAACCGUGAUAAAGUAUUUUUUGUUCCGUUAUAAACCGACGGAAUGGGGCGAGUUAGGAUAGAAACUCCGACAAGGCUCGCAGCUGAACGUGGUGGAGCUCGUCUAUGUUAACCUACAGUACGGUAGUGGACAUUGUGAGUAUUUAAACAGUAAUUGAGAGUAUUGCUAUGCUUACGGAUGUUUAAAGUUGAUUAUAAUAUAAAUAUCAGUAAAUGUAAAUGUAUGGAUAAUUAAAUUAUAAUCUUUAAACCUACUGUUGAUAUAUAGGUACAAUAUGUAACAUGUGUAUUAUGAGUAUAAUUGUAUGUAUAUACAUAUGUAUACAGAUAUAUGUGUGUGUAUUUAUACACAUAUAAUAUAUGUAUACAUAUGAUGUGUGUUUUUAUGCAUAUGUGCUGCAUGUGCAUAUGGGCCUAUAUAACGUGAUUGUUUAUAAGACAUACUCGUUUUAUGCAUGUUUGCUUUAAUACAGUGUCGCCUAACUUUCAACCUAAUAUUUGGGAGCUACUGUGCUAUUGUAUGGAAUUUUUCAAGUAGAAACCAAUGAUAAAGCGUAGAGUAUCGUAAUCAGUUAUACCUAUCAAGAAUGAUGGUGGAUAUUCAACGCAUUAUCAAGAAAGACGUGUUUAAGCGAGAACAGUGAUUAAAUAGAGACGUAGUAUUCGUCAUUACUAUUUACUCCAAUAAUGUUAUAAUAUAUUAAUUAAACUGGUAGUUAUUUGCUAUGGCUAUACACGAAGAUAAUCUUUAAGAUUUGGAUAGCCAAUAUUUCAUUAUAAAUUAAUCAUUGCUAAGUAAUGUUAUGAUUUGAAUUAAAAGCAUUGGUUGCGAAUUUGAUAUUUAAUAUUUAAUGUUGUCUGUUUGUAUUGUUUGUAUUGUGUUGUUUAUUGUUUAAAAAGAAGACUUAUUACUUUAGAAAUAAAGAUUUACCUAUUUGUUAAAUUUAAAAGUUUGUAAUUCUUUUUGUUGUGUACAUUGUUGGACAGACAUUAGACCUUC